AUGUCCACCCACACAACCCCCCAUCUCGACAGGAAGGUGCUCCUCGCACUAGUCCCUCUAGCCUCCCUCGCAGCUUCCCACGAAGGCAACCCCAACGCCCACGGGCCGGUGAAUUUCUCCGAAAUCGCCGAAAGCAUUACGGCAGCCACGACCUCUACAACUCAACCGACAUCAGCCAUCGAAACAAGCAGGAGCAGCAGCCACUCAACGCACUUGACUCCUUCCCUUCUUCACGGGAUCAUCCCAAGUGUCACCACCACUGCUUCUACGUCCCCAAGUCCUUUGGGGGCAGAUCAGACCAGGACGCAGACAGUUUGGGCCAAUGUCGCCCAAGUGACAGAGGUAGUAACCAUCGUCAAGACACUUACUCCUGAUCAUGAGACUACUUCCCCAACAUCCACCACCAACGCUAUCACGACCUCUACCGCCAGCAAAUCUACAUCAACUUCAACUUCAACAGACACGGACCCCCUCGUCAUCAUCCCCGUCACUGCAACCGUCACAGACCUAAUCAACUAUAAUACAUACACCGCCCCCGCCUCCCUACCGCCCUUGCCUCCUCUUCUUCCUCCUCCUGGUCCCAGGGUCAGCGCCAGCAGCAAAUCGUCGUCGUCGCCGUCGAUCUCGGAUGAUGGUCCGCUGGAAAUCAUACCUGUCACCGGCACGGUAACUGAUUUGGUGGAUUACGAGACUGUGAUGGUGCCGAGUGCGACUGCUACUACGGUGGUGGUCAUCCCUGUCAGUAGUAGCAGCACAACGAAGAGUCAGGACGUGGGACAGAUGCUGGGACAGAUCCAGGGGAUGGGGGAACAGAGCAGUCGUGUGGUGGUGCAUCCUACGGUGAGCGUGGGGGAUCGGUUGACGGUUGUUGUUAGUGGGGGUGAUGGGAGGACGACUAUUACGAGGGCUUCUCCGAUGGCGAGUGCCGGUUCGGCGAUGAAAGGGGAGGGAGGUGGUGGUAAGUUCUGCAAGGAAGAGUAG
Neurospora tetrasperma FGSC 2508 is the source of this 981-nucleotide messenger RNA. RefSeq lists its product as uncharacterized. The transcript is spliced from 2 exons. The coding region runs from base 1 to 981 and encodes 326 amino acids. NCBI's taxonomy places the organism in Eukaryota, Fungi, Ascomycota, Sordariomycetes, Sordariales, Sordariaceae. The record is from RefSeq and is a predicted model, not a curated record.